Exophiala spinifera is the source of this 1935-nucleotide messenger RNA. RefSeq lists its product as uncharacterized. Gene Ontology annotation, biological process: protein import into peroxisome matrix, docking. The transcript is spliced from 2 exons. The coding region runs from base 1 to 1935 and encodes 644 amino acids. NCBI's taxonomy places the organism in Eukaryota, Fungi, Ascomycota, Eurotiomycetes, Chaetothyriales, Herpotrichiellaceae. The record is from RefSeq and is a predicted model, not a curated record. Gene Ontology annotation, molecular function: protein binding. Gene Ontology annotation, cellular component: peroxisomal membrane; cytosol.
AUGUCGUUCUUAGGAGGCGCGGAGUGUUCCACGGCGGGCAACCCGCUCACGCAGUUCACCAAACAUGUACAGAGUGACAAUUCUCUUCAGCGGGACCGCCUUGUCGGUAGAGGACCUGGCGGUCUCGAAGAGGGCAUGCGUUCUCGUAUGGCUCCCAAUGGCUCGGACCAGAUGAUGAAUGAAUUCAUGCAUCAACCCGGUCAAUUGCCACAGCCCUUCGCAAUGGAACAGCUCCGACAAGAUCUCCCCAAUCUCCAGAGUAUGACCAGAAGAUCGCCGUCUCCUGGCUGGGCAGCAGAAUUCGAUCCAGGCGAACAAGCCAGAAUGGAGGCUGCCUUUGCGAAUUCAAAGAUGGCUCAAGCACCGCAAAGGCCCGGCGCCUUCUCCCCUCAAGAGUUUGGUCGGUUCCAACAGUCGAGUCCACAUCGUACCGCAAGUCCAGUCACACAAGCCCCUUCACUGUACAGACCGCUGGGAAUGGGUUACAUGAAUGGCGGCAUGGGAAUGGGAAUGAACUAUGGCGCUCAAUACAUGCAACACCAGCCAGAUCAGACCACCGAUAAAGGAAAAGGUCGAAUGGUGGAACUUGACGAUGCCAAUUGGGAAGCUCAAUUUAAAGAACUUGAAACACAACAGGACAGUCUGUCGGAACAGGCCAAUCAAGCAAUGGAACAGGAGCUCGAGGAGAUUGACAGGUCAGUCGCAGCCCCCAUUGACACUUUCGAGGAUUUUGAGAAUGUGUGGCACGGGAUCCAAGCUGAACAUUCCUCUAGACAAAUGAGUGAUGAAGCGGCCGACUUCGAGACGGCCUUUUCGAGUGAGGACUACGCCGCCUGGGACCAAUUUGACUCAACAAUGGGCCUAGGGACGCACAAUCCUUUCGAGCGAGAACCCAUGUUAGGCGAUUAUAUGUUUGAGCAACAGAAUCCAUACCUCGAGAACCAGUCAGCCUCCAGGACAGCAUUUGAACAAGGCCUAGAAAUCCUCGAAGCUCAUGGGAAUCUCUCUCUGGCGGCGUUGGCGUUUGAAGCUGCUGUUCAGCAAGACCCGAACCAUGUCGACGCAUGGGUCCUCCUCGGCGCCGCCCAAGCACAGAAUGAGAAGGAAGCACCGGCCAUCCGAGCCCUCGAAAAAGCACUACAACUAGAUCCGAACAACCUCGAUGCGCUCAUGGGAUUGGCCGUUUCCUAUACAAAUGAAGGCUACGACAGUACUGCCUACAGGACAUUAGAACGAUGGCUUACGGUCAAGUAUCCUGGUGUCCAUCCUCCUGAGAAUCUAUCCGAUGCGUCCGAGGUUGGUUUUACGGAUCGAGCCAUCCUACAUGAACGAGUGGCAGAUCUGUUUAUAAAAGCGGCUCAGCUCUCGCCUUCGGGUGCGCAGAUGGAUCCAGACGUGCAGGUCGGCCUCGGAGUACUAUUUUACGGUAACGAGGACUUUGAGAAAGCUGUCGACUGUUUCAGGUCUGCACUUGAGUCCACCGAGAUGGGGCUCGCCAAUUCGAAUGCCCAGAUUCAUCUCCUAUGGAACAGGCUUGGUGCUACUCUCGCCAACUCUGGCCGAUCCGAAGAUGCCAUCUCGGCCUAUUGCAAAGCACUGGAAGUGAACCCAAACUUUGUCCGAGCACGUUAUAACCUCGGAGUCUCAUGCAUCAAUAUCGGCUGCUACCCCGAAGCAGCUGGUCAUUUACUUGGGGCCUUGAAUCUGCACCGUGUUGUUAGUGAGCAAGGUAUGGAUAAAGCUAGAGAAAUUCUUGGUGAUGGCGAUGGUGGUAUCGGUGACGCCGAACUAGAGCGCAUGAUCCAACAAAAUGAAAGCACGAAUCUUUACGAUACUCUUCGACGAGCAUUCACAGGGAUGGGAAGAAGAGACUUGACCGAAAAGGUCGGUGCUGGAAUGAACCUCGAUCAAUUUAGAGGCGAAUUCGACUUCUAG